This is a messenger RNA of Ixodes scapularis (black-legged tick), 312 nucleotides long. Its product is annotated as cold and drought-regulated protein CORA. The transcript has 2 exons. The annotation marks the transcript as partial. The record is from RefSeq and is a predicted model, not a curated record. Lineage: Eukaryota; Metazoa; Arthropoda; Arachnida; Ixodida; Ixodidae.
AUGCAGGCUCUGACCGCUGCCCUCUUCCUCGGCCUUGUGGCCUUCGCUGCCGCUGGCUUCAUCGGCCACGGUUACGGCCACGGCCACGGACACGGCCACGUCGUCGUCGCUAACUCCGCCGUCACGCAUUCUAUCACCCCUGCUGCUCAUGGCGGAUUUGGCCACGGUGGGUGCGGCGGUCACGGCUGCGGCGGUCACGGUGGAUACGGUGGCUACGGACACGGAGGUUACGGUCACGGUGGACUCGUUGUCCUCGCGGGCCACGGCGGCUACGGCCACGGCGGCUACGGCCAUGGCUUCGGGCAUGGCUUC